AUGGCCUCCUUCAACACGAGGCGCGAUACCCCUUCCCCAGACGAGAUCGAUCCGUACUCCUAUAACCCUUCCUUGGCCCUUGCCAUUGUCUUGACCACCUUCUAUCUCAUCCUCUCAGUCUGGCACAUGUACCUGAGCAUGAUCUACUCACGCAAACAACCAAUCCGGCACAAAUACACAAUCUGCCUGUUCGUGGCUGCCAUUAUGUCGCUAGCUGGAUGGGGCAUGCGCAUCCUGUCGAUCGAGUACCGACACUCGUGGCCCAUGUCCGUCAUCUGGUACGCCUGCUCACAGUCCUGCAUUGUGAUUGCACCAGUCUUCGUCUGUGCAAGCUUAUACCUCCUCAUGACAAGGCUGAUCCGUUUCAACCUCCCUGCCGAUGACAAAGAAGGCGGCGGUGGUGGGAGAAGACCCCAGGUCUUCUGGGGUCUAUCUCCAAAACGGCUCGGCUACCUCUUCAUCAUCUCCGAUUUUACCAGUUUCAACACGCAAGGUGGCGGCAGCAGUAUUGCGGGUGCAGGGAGCUGGAAAGGCACUCUGCGGACGGUCGGAAUCGACGUCAUUCUCGUUGGUCUAGCAUUACAGGUUAUCACCUUUACCGGCUUCCUUACCGUCUUUGCCAUGUUCCAAAGCCGGGUCAACAACAUGAAGGAUGUCAGCUUGCAGCCGGGUGCGAAGAAGGUUAUCACGGGAGUCUGGAUUGCUUCAAUUCUUGUACAGGUUGGUAUCCUCUCGGUCCUCUCUGCUGAUGAUUCUGAUGGUAAGCUGACACGGUGUGCACUGUGGAAACAGAUCCGAACCGUCUUCCGUCUUGUCGAGUUCGCGAUGGGUGAUGACGGAUACCUGAUGACCAGAGAAUGGUGUGUCUAUGUGUUUGAAGGAGGGCCGAUGGUGACAGCGACCGCCAUACUCGCCGUGUAUCAUCCUGUCCUAUACAUGCAGCAGGUUUCGCACACUGAAGCCAGCGAUGGCGAAGUCGCAUUGGAGCCCAGGCUCUUGAGGCCAGGAAGCUCACAGAGUCUGGAAAGAUGUUAA
Messenger RNA from Exophiala xenobiotica, 1035 nucleotides. RefSeq lists its product as uncharacterized. Gene Ontology annotation, cellular component: membrane. NCBI's taxonomy places the organism in Eukaryota, Fungi, Ascomycota, Eurotiomycetes, Chaetothyriales, Herpotrichiellaceae. The record is from RefSeq and is a predicted model, not a curated record. The coding region runs from base 1 to 1035 and encodes 344 amino acids. The transcript has a single exon.